Messenger RNA from Neopsephotus bourkii (Bourke's parrot), 2111 nucleotides. RefSeq names its product family with sequence similarity 8 member A1 (gene FAM8A1). The transcript has 5 exons. Bases 16 to 1137 code for a protein of 373 amino acids. Lineage: Eukaryota; Metazoa; Chordata; Aves; Psittaciformes; Psittacidae. The record is from RefSeq and is a predicted model, not a curated record.
GCGUCUCCUUAGCUCAUGCGCAGUGAGCACAAGUCCUUAGUGUCAGACGGGAUGGAGGAGAUGGCGGAGCCUGGUUCCGCUCGCACCGGCGCUGGGGCGGCGGCGAUGGCGGAGAGCGACAGCGAGAGGAGCGACGGCGCUGCUUCCGGAGGGGAAACUGCCACCGCGUCGUCACCGCCGUGCUCUCCUUCGGUGGCUGUUGGGGGCGAGGGCGGCGGGGCGAAGCCGCUAAGCGCGGAGGAGUACGCGCGGCGGGUGCACCAGUGGUUGUGGGACUCGUACUGCGGGUACCUCAGCUGGCAGAGCUGCCUGCCUGCCCUCCUCGCCGCCGCUUCCACAGCGCCCGCCGCCGGUCCCGCUCGUGUAGCUGCGCAGCCGUCCCCUGCCUCCCCGCUGGCGGGGGCGGCCGCCUACUACAGCCCCUUCUACUUCUUCGCUCCUGUGCCUGCUCACACGGCCACUGCCGCUCCGGGCCACCGAACUGCCUCUGCCGGCCCCACUUGGCCGGGAGCGGCGGGCAGGUUGGCCCCCGUGCCCAGGGCGACCUCCAGCAGCGCCGCCAGCACCAGCGGCAGCGGCGCCCCCGGGGAUACAGGGCGGCCGGCAGGUCGAGAGUUCGUCAUCCCCUCAUUGGCACACAGGUUCAUAGCAGAGAUGGUGGAUUUCUUUAUUCUGUUCUUCAUAAAGGCAACCAUUGUUUUAAGUAUUAUGCACCUCAGUGGAAUAAAGGACAUCUCCAAAUUUGCCAUGCAUUACAUCAUAGAAGAAAUAGAUGAAGAUACGUCCAUGGAAGAUUUGCAGAAGAUGAUGGUAGUGGCUCUCAUCUACAGAUUAUUAGUCUGCUUCUAUGAGAUAAUCUGUAUUUGGGGAGCAGGUGGAGCAACCCCAGGGAAGUUCUUGCUGGGACUGCGAGUUGUGACAUGUGAUACAUCUGUACUUAUUGCGCCCAGCCGUGUGCUUGUCAUUCCAUCUUCAAACGUCAGCAUGACAACGUCCACAAUACGAGCUUUAAUCAAGAAUUUUUCUAUUGCUUCAUUUUUCCCUGCAUUCAUUACACUGCUGUUUUUCCAGCAUAACCGAACAGCCUAUGAUAUUGUAGCAGGAACUAUUGUGGUAAGACGAAAUGGAGUCAGAUGAUACCAAACGAUGAGAUUUCCAGACUGGUUCUGAACAUCCCCUCCCACCCCAGUGAACUAAGACCUACCCCAAAACUGAAAUCAAGGUGUCCAUCAAUCUUUUGACCAAAUUAAAUGGAAACCAAGUCAGAAGCUAAAGAAAAUGUUUUGCUCUGGAGUGCAGCUACCUUUAAAGUAUUGGAGUUUUCAUACAUGCCAAAGAAUUUUGGGAGAAACGAUAUGUAUUCUGUCUGGGAGUAUUAACCUGUGACUGAUGAGAAAGCGAGUGGCUGUAUUAACUGCAGGAAGGAGCCGUUCUGUUCAUCAGCCUGUGGAAAGCAGAUACCUAGAAAUACUCCAACUAAGAAAUGUUGCUCCUGCAGUUUUGGAUGUUGGCAGGUAACUACAACUUCCAAGCAGUUGCGCAAGUCAUAUGAUAAACUCUGAGGGGAAGAGAACUGCCGUAUUAGACAGCAAAACAUAGUAAUUGCUGUGUGUGUAGAGAGAGAUGAGUAGUGGUUAUCACAUCCCUUAGUAUUGCAUCACAGAUCAUAUUCCCUUGCCUCUUUAAGUAUUUCACCAGAACAUUGAUGUGAAAAGAUUUUUGCAUGAUUGUCACUUAUUUAACAUGUUGAAGCUAAUAAAGAGGUGAAGUAAGAGCUGUUUUACUCUGGGAAGUAUAUGUUACACUGCAGUAUUAGUGAAUCAGUGAGUGUAAAUAAUUUUGGAGCUAUGUACAGAUGAUGCUAACGGAAGGUAACUCUUCCGCUUCUAUUUGGAGUGAAAGCACUGGCCUAUUUCUUGCAUAUAAUACCAAGGAAAACCACUGACUUUGUUGCAGGAGCAUGCAGAAAACAUUAAGUGAAAUGUGUUUAUGGGUGUAAAUCUCUGGAAGUACAUCUACUGGUUAUUUUCACUUUUUAAAUCUGGCUAAUUGUUUGUAUAUUCAGAAUAACUUAAACACUGAAUAAAGAAGCCUAAUAUUUUGCAUGGUUA